This is a messenger RNA of Priceomyces carsonii, 1275 nucleotides long. RefSeq names its product snoRNA-binding rRNA-processing protein. Gene Ontology annotation, biological process: maturation of SSU-rRNA from tricistronic rRNA transcript (SSU-rRNA, 5.8S rRNA, LSU-rRNA). The transcript has a single exon. The coding region runs from base 1 to 1275 and encodes 424 amino acids. The record is from RefSeq and is a predicted model, not a curated record. Gene Ontology annotation, cellular component: Pwp2p-containing subcomplex of 90S preribosome; small-subunit processome. Lineage: Eukaryota; Fungi; Ascomycota; Pichiomycetes; Serinales; Debaryomycetaceae. Gene Ontology annotation, molecular function: snoRNA binding; protein binding.
AUGGCAGAGAAAGUGAGAUACUACUUAGAGCAGUCAGUUCCUGAGUUAGAGGAUCUCAAGAAAAAGGGAUUGUUCGACAAAAGCGAAAUCACGAUGAUAAUGAGAAGAAGAACAGACUUCGAGCAUAGAAUACUGGGAAGAGGUUCAAAGCCAAAAGACUUUCUCAAGUACAGUGCAUUUGAAAUGAACCUUGAAAAGUUGAGAAAGAAAAGAUACACUAGACUUUCGAAGGCAGGAGCAAUUGAUACAAAGCCCAGUAUUUCUGAUUGGGCUGGUGUAAGAAGAGUGCUUUUUAUUUUCGAUAGAGCGACGAGAAAGUUUCCAGGUAACUUAGAAUUAUGGGCUCAGUACUUGCUGUUUGCUAAAUCAAAGGGAGCAGUGAAAGUGAUCUAUAAAGUUUAUUCGAGAUUAUUGCAGUUGCAACCUAGGAACGUAGAUGCAUGGUUGUCUGCUGCCAACUACGAAUUUGAAACUAAUUCAAAUGCUAAAGGGGCAAGGUCCUUGUUUCAAAGAGGUUUGCGUUUUAAUUCUGAUUCCGAUAAUUUGUGGAUUUCUUAUGCGCAAUUUGAACUAGUAUAUGUAUCAAAGCUUUUAGCCAGAAGAAGAGUUCUUGGCCUAAUUACUGACAAACAACAACAGGAUGAUGGUAAAGAGGAAGAAAGUCAAAAACCAACCGAUAAUACGACGAUUGAUGACAACGAGUUGAAUAAUGACAAAAUCGAAGUCCCUGAGACUGAUGACUUCAAUGAAAAAUUAAAGCAUUUACCUGAAGCAGACAUGAACAUGUUGGGUAAUCCAGAUACGAAUCCCGCUUUAAGAGGUGAUAUCGCUUUAACAAUAUUUGAUGUCUGUAUCUCAUCAAUAUUUUCGAAACCUUUUGAAGACAAAGCUCAACAUGAUAAGAAAUACUUCCACUUAGUCAAUAGGUUUUUGACUUUGUUUGAUCGUUUUGACUCUUUAGACAGAGAUCAUUUAUACUUACAUGUUUUGAGACACUUACAGGAAGUUUAUCCUAAUGACUCGAGGACCUUAGUGAUUGAUAUUACAUUACCCAUUAGGAGUGUUACUAUUUCAAGUUCCAAUUUGUCAGAAAAUUUGCAUUUAUCAGUCAACAAAUUCAUGGCCUACAAAGCAAAGUCGAUCGGAGAUAGUAAAGAUGUAUUAACAAAAUUGUUUGUUGACUAUGUGACAGAAAAAUUUCUUAAUGAGGCACCAAAUAACGAAAAGAUCGAAAUGUUGUUGAAAAAUAUUAUCCAAAAGUGUCGUAGCCUUUAG